ACGGAAGACGGAUCCACUCCAAGUCCGACACAAACGUCCGAUUCCUCUUUGUGGCACUGGCAACUCGCAAGCGAAUCCACUUCGAGUCCGAAACAAACGUCCACGGCAACCUAUAAAUCCAGCACCCGAUCCCCUCCGACGCAACACAUUACCCAUCAGCGCGAGAGAGAGAGGGACAAGAGAGGACGACGGCGAUGGCGCGGCGGGGCACGGAGUUGUUCCCGGAGCUGGGCGCGCACUGCGACGAGGCCGACUGCAACCAGCUGGACUUCCUCCCCUUCGAGUGCGACGGGUGCGGCGGGUUCUUCUGCGCGGCGCACCGCACGUACCGGGGCCACGGCUGCGCCAAGGCCGCCGACGACCAGGGCCGCACCGUCGUCGUCUGCCCGGACUGCGGCGACUCCAUCGAGCGGGCGGCGCCGGGGCAGGCCGAGCGGGAGAUCCUGGACGAGCACGCGCGGUCGGGCCGCUGCGACCCGGCGAGGAAGCGCAAGCCGGCGUGCCCCGUGCGCCGGUGCAGGGAGGCGCUCACCUUCUCCAACAGGAUCCGCUGCAAGGGGUGCGGCCUGGAGGUGUGCCUGAGGCACCGGUUCCCGCGGGACCAUGCCUGCGCAAAGGGGGCCCUCGCCGUGGGGCGGUGCGGCGGCCGCGACGCGCUGCGGGAGAAGGAAGGCGGCCGGCGGCCGCUGGCGGUGUCCGUCCGGAGCUUCAAGAUCUGUUGGCAACGGCUUUGGUGUAGCUGUGGCGUGUUACAACUUACAACUUAGUACAAAGCCAGGGUUCCUUCAUUGCAAAUUUCCAAGUGAAGUUUUUCAUGUAACUGUUCGCUGGAUGUAAAGUCUUCCAUGUAAUUGUGAGCUUCGUGUGUGAUGUUGUG
Molecule: messenger RNA, 877 nt
Organism: Panicum virgatum (switchgrass)
Lineage: Eukaryota; Viridiplantae; Streptophyta; Magnoliopsida; Poales; Poaceae
Product: zinc finger AN1 domain-containing stress-associated protein 17-like
Exons: 1
Coding region: 195-767 (190 amino acids)
Cellular component (GO): cytoplasm
Molecular function (GO): zinc ion binding
Source: RefSeq, a predicted model, not a curated record